CUCAGGCAUCAAAAUUAUUCAAACACUUCCUUCUUUUUCCAUUCAUAAACACAGAAAGCAAUGGGUUUUCGUUUUCCAGGAAUCAAGAGGAGUUCCUUUGCUGCAAAAGCGGCUUCUUCAAAAUCUGGUGAAGUGCCAAAGGGAUAUCUUGCAAUAUAUGUUGGACAGGAAACGAAGAGGUUUGUGAUCCCUGUAUCAUAUUUGAAUCAACCUUCAUUUCAAGAGUUGUUAAGUGAAGCUGAGGAAGAAUUCGGGUAUGAUCAUCCGAUGGGAGCUCUUACUAUUCCUUGCACGGAAGAUUUCUUCCUAGAAGUCACUUCUUCCUUCAAUGGAUGCUAACCUGCAAAGGCAACAUUAACUUAGAUCAGUCAACACAAUUUUGUAUAGAAGGCCAUUCACAUAGUUUUGCUAUGUAUAGAUUUUCCCCCUCUUUUUCUUCCCCUAUACUUGGGAAUUGUCUAAUUAAUUGUGUCUGAAAGAUUUAUCAAUAGACAAUUUUCACACGAUUCCGAUCAAUUAUGAA
This is a messenger RNA of Neltuma alba, 523 nucleotides long. Its product is annotated as auxin-induced protein X10A-like. Gene Ontology annotation, biological process: response to auxin. The transcript has a single exon. The record is from RefSeq and is a predicted model, not a curated record. Bases 61 to 339 code for a protein of 92 amino acids. Lineage: Eukaryota; Viridiplantae; Streptophyta; Magnoliopsida; Fabales; Fabaceae.